Messenger RNA from Arachis ipaensis, 1451 nucleotides. The record is from RefSeq and is a predicted model, not a curated record. NCBI's taxonomy places the organism in Eukaryota, Viridiplantae, Streptophyta, Magnoliopsida, Fabales, Fabaceae.
UAAAAGUAUUUAACUGUUUACUCUAAUCUGUGAUACUUAGCGCAAGAUCCUUUCCUUUUUACACAACUAGAUACUUUAAAGUUCAAACUACAACAUAAAAACCAACAACCCACUUCUUCUCAGUUUUCUUAUUGGAGCCAACACCAACGGGUAAUCCUAUUUUCCAUUCUUCUUCUGUCCUUUCCCGUUUUUUUCUUUUUUUUUUUUCUUUUACAUAUAUCAAUUGUGAUUCUCCUCUUUUAUCAAUUUUGUUUCGCACUAUCUCCAUCAUUAUUACCCUUCACAAUUCAUCUUGUUAUUAAUCUUGACUACCCUCCCUCCUUUGUGAGGCACAGCAGACUCUGUUCUUCUCCCAUAGUCUUAGGAUUUAUGAUUGUUCUCUCGUCUAAAAUCAGGAUUUAGAAUUUAAAAAUUAAAAUUUGACCUUUUUUUAUAUUGACAAAUUAUAGAUUAUAUGGAGAAAGGAAAAUUAAGUCCAGGAUUUCAUUUCAAUCCCACUGAUGUAGAGCUUCUAAAGUAUUUUCUGAAGAGGAAAGUGACCGGCAAAAAGCUACCCAAUGUAAUUGCUGAGAUUAACGUUUAUCAGUAUUGUCCCUGGGACCUCCGAGGUAAGUCACAUCUGAAAAGUGGGGAUUUGGAGUGGUACUUCUUCUGUGCAAGAGGAAAAAAAUAUGGAAUUGGGUCGAAGACGAACCGUGCUAUAAAGAAUGGGUACUGGAAAGCUACUGGUAUGGACAAAGCUAUUGUUCAGCAUGAUAAGCAAACUGUGGGGAUGAUGAAAAUCCUUGUUUUCCACACUGGUAAAGCGCCUCAUGGGACCCCAACCGAUUGGGUUAUGCAUGAGUAUAGGCUUCAAGAUAAAGACCUUACUGACAAAGGAAUUGCUCAGGACUCCUAUGUUAUCUGUAAGGUGUUCCGAAAGGAGGGUCAUGGCCCACGGACACGGAGCGGUGCACAAUAUAGGAAACCAUUUAAUGAAGAAGAUUGGGAUGAUGAUGAUCAUCACGUUGUUGAGGAGGGGGGAACCCCUUCAACUGCUUUGGUUGCGCCGGUUUCCAUUCAGUCUACGACAUUCGAUGGCUCUUCUUACAUGAAGCCAACUUCUGUUUCAUGUGAGUCGGGACCUGUGGCUACUUCUCCUGUCCCAUCAACUCCUUCUUCAGAUGCAAGCAUUCACACGGUUAAUAAUGUUAAUAAUUCAACAGUGACUGAUCUAUCCAAAGACGAAAAAACAGUACCUGAGGAAAAUAUUGCUGCCGGUGACCUCUUGAGUAAGUUUUUUGAGGGUUUGGAAGACCUUGAGUCUGAAUACACUCCAAAUGGAGUGGGCUUGGAUGACUUUUCCCCACAUGGAAUAAACUAUGAUGACUUGAGGCACUUGGACUUGAUUGAUCUCAAUUUCCUAUAGUUCUACUUCUAGCAGCCUUACAAUCUAAAAGUUGUAGAUUUUU